Suillus clintonianus is the source of this 1872-nucleotide messenger RNA. RefSeq lists its product as uncharacterized. Bases 1 to 1872 code for a protein of 623 amino acids. NCBI's taxonomy places the organism in Eukaryota, Fungi, Basidiomycota, Agaricomycetes, Boletales, Suillaceae. The transcript is spliced from 3 exons. The record is from RefSeq and is a predicted model, not a curated record.
AUGAAAUACAGUGCCGUUCGCACAGUGGUAGCAGACACCAGCAGCGCAGAGAAGAUCUUCGAAUCAUUAAGUGCGGUUGCCGUCCUUCGUGCAUUAUACGAUUGUCCCGAGUGGGGCUCUCGGCAUAAACUUGAAUGCCUAGAUGGCACCCGCACGAGAAUCUUGGAAGAAAUUGAGACAACUCUGCAGGCAAGCAGCAGCACGCUGAUUUGGCUCUCUGGCUCUACUGGGACAGGAAAGUCUGCGAUUGCUCAUACCAUCGCGAGCCGCCUCAGCAAGAAGUCGAGAUUGGCUGGAACGUUUUUUUUCAGCCGCCAACACAAGGAUACGCCGGGCAUAUCCAGCCUUGAUUUCUUUGCGCCCACAUUGGGCUACCAAAUUUCGAUAAGUAAACACCUGGCCAAAGACUCUGUGGUUCAAUCCAUCAGAUCCGACCCUGCUAUCCUUGAUCCAAGGAAGCCGCUCGCUGAUCAAAUACAAGGUCUACUUGUCAAACCGUUACAGAAUUUGCAGGUCUCGUGGGGGUCACAACCAAAGGUGCUUGUAAUUGAUGCGAUUGACGCAUGCGAAAACGAACGCAUCUCCGAUCUCAUUUUAUGUCUUUCGGAUCUCCUCCGCCAGCCACGUAUCCCGCACUUGCACAUCGUCAUCACCAGUCGCCCUCUUGACGUCAUUGAUGAUGUAUUUGAAACCAUUAGUUGCAAGGAGUCGAUACAUCGUAUUGCUCUCGACGAUGUUGAUCUUGCUGAAGUUCGCAAGGACUUUUGUCUCCUCUUCAAGGACGCUCUGAAGAGGAAUCAUGGCCUCAAGCCCGAUGACGAGACGAUCCUCUGUCUCGCUGACAGGGCAAACGGAAGAUUCGGGACCGCGUCAAUGAUGAUGAAAUUUCUCGAGACCCACGACAAAGAUGAUGAUGAAGUACCAUCCGAUAUAGAUGAAAAAAUCAACGUUAUGAAGGAUCCCGGUGAUGCAUAUCUACAUACCAUCCAAAUAUUCCGUUUCUACGAGUUCGUCAUCAACUCGUCAGAAAAUCCGACCCGUGCAUACCGACAUCUAUCCACGGUGGUCAAUCUCGCCAAACCAUUAGAAAUUCUGCACUUACGGAAGCUCCUGGGAUCUUCAGAAAGCGAUUUGUCGUCCAUUCUCGUGUCGUUAUCACCAAUAGUCAGCGUCCCUGCCGAUGACUCCCGCGCUGUCGAGGUUCCCCACAAGCACUUACUUCAGAAGUUUCUCUCUCGACAUUCGCCUUCAUCGUGUGCAUCUCAACUCCUUGCACAGUCCAGUCUGCGGAUGAUGAAAAGCUCAUUCCUGCUCAAGUCCAGGCUCCAUGAUGAGCUACAACGAAUAGUGCCACUGACGAAGGUUCCUAUUGAAGCAGGUCCGCAAUCAGAUAAUAUAUUGAUGGUUUUCCUCAAGUUUUGUUUGGCACAGCCGUGUAACAAGACCAUAUAUGCGACCACCUGGUACCAUGAAUAUACGCAAUCAGGGACUGGCCCUUUCUGCUGCGCUCCGCCUAGUGUCCAGCCCUGUAAUAUGUCAGAGGACAUAUCAAAGGCUCGGUCGGCACUCAAGGAUUUCCGAGCGAAAUCUGAAUUUCGCGACUUGCACGUGUUUGAACUCUUGUCAACGUUACAAACUCUCCCAGGAAUGUUGAUCAUCGUGAUACUCUUGGCAAUUCGUCACACUCACCCUUCCUCCUCCCAUGAUAUCAAUUCGAUAGAUGGGUCCGACGAUAAGUCGCACAUGCCUCCAGCGCUCAAGCAUUUCAUGCAAUACACAUGCUUGCCAGCAUUGGGUUUGGUAUCUCUCUCAGGAUUCGACGGUUAUGGAUGCUCGUCUGCGCACUUUUCUUCGUGCCUUUUGGCGGGAUAA